Messenger RNA from Cuscuta europaea, 1545 nucleotides. The record is from the annotation of a GenBank genome assembly. NCBI's taxonomy places the organism in Eukaryota, Viridiplantae, Streptophyta, Magnoliopsida, Solanales, Convolvulaceae.
CAUCAACACAAACUUCAAAACAAACGAGUUUAAUACAAAGAAUAGUAUAAUAAUGGUGAUGGUAGUAGAGAAUUGUCCCGAAUUGUCAUCGUCCACCUCGGGUCCAAUGACACACUAUUGUCGGGUGUGCAAUCGAGGGUUUAAUUGCGCAGGAGCCCUCGGUGGGCACAUGCGUUCUCACACGGUGGGAGAUCAAGCAGACAAGAGUCAGGGUGAUUAUCACGACCACAUGGAUAACAAGCAAUCAAAUGUCGAAGGACAAAAGCACUCGUACUUCUUACGCACUAUCGCAAACCGUUUCGUCACUAAAAGUAGAGGAUACAGAGGUGAUGACGAUGACAUUGACGAUGAUAAGGGUGUCAUGCCAACCGGGAGCAUCACACCAUUUUCAUCAUCACCUCCUCUUCGUAGUCAUCAAUAUUGUGUAUCAAAGGAAGAUAUGGAUCUAGCUGAUUGCCUCGUGAUGUUAUCAUCCAAUGGGUCAUUCCAAUUCACGCCGUCUCAAGAUGAUAUAAACGAUCACCAGGGGAAAAAGGUCAAGGAAGAGGACAUAAACAAUAACAAUAAUAGGGGCUUGUUCCCAUGUAAGGCAUGCAAUAAAGUGUUCAACUCCCACCAAGCAUUGGGCGGACAUAGAGCGAGUCACAAGAAGGUUAAAGGUUGCUACGCUGCCAAGCUCGACCACCUCAACAACGACAACAACAAUAACAAAAACGAUGACACCGGCAAUUAUUGCCCCGACGAAUUCUUGGAUAGUGAUUAUUCUCUCCCCUCCCCACCACCCUCGGCCUCUACCACAGUCUCCCGGAAGCGCUCAAGGGUGCACGAGUGUUCCAUCUGCCACCGGAUCUUCUCCUCUGGGCAGGCAUUGGGUGGCCACAAAAGGUGUCACUGGCUAGCAGCAGCAAACACAACAGUCUUACAAAGCUUCCAAGAAAUCGCGGCAUAUGACAAAAAGCAAUCGCCGCCAUUGAUCUUCAAGAAUCCUUCGUUCCCAUCGGGUUAUACUUCACACGGGCCGUCGUCGUCGUUGGACCUCAACAUUGCACCUACUAUUACCAACGUUCCAACAAAAUCAUCCUUUGAAAAGGAGACAGCCACAAGAUCAGGCUAUUUGGAUCUAUGGGAAAAAGGGGUCAGCAGUAGUACUAAUACCGCUAACCCCAGUCAGAACCAUUGUGGUGAAGAGAAUUCACCGAAGCUGAAAGAUAAGAAAUUAGAUGGAGGAUCGUCAGCUUCUGGGUGGCUGCAGAUGGGCAUUGCUAGCUUUACCCCUUCUGCUUUGAUUUGAUAAGUUAUUCUUAAAGGUCGCCAAGGCAUUUUAGUACAAAUGUUCUCGAUCCUAUGCCAAGAAUUGGAGCAGCCAUGCAUCACGUGCUUCAUUACUCUAAGCUUUAAUUUAGGGUUUUCUACUUUAUUACAUGAUUUGUUCUCCGUAGAUCAUACAUAAUUCUAAUUUGGGCUCAAUGUAGACACAUAUACAUGUAAUUGGAAUGGGUACAAUAGUUUAGAAAAAGAUCAUAUUAACAAGGAUUAAUGUAUUAG